UAGCUCCACCCUUAUCAUGACUAAGAGCAAAUGGGUGGAGUUGCUCUUAUAAUCUUACAGCCGUCAUCUGUCCACUUGGAUUGAGGACCUUAACCAAAUCCUGUCCCGACUCGCAACCAAGAGCGCCUAAUUCUAACGGAAAAAACCGCAAAGCACGAGCCGCGAAAUAUGUUCAGUCACAGUAGAGCAAGCGCGAGCGAGCUCAUAAACAGGGCAAAGGAGGCAGUGACGCUCAUCACCCAGCCGCGCACGUUAGCUUCUCCUCCCCUUUUCACCUCGCGCCCCGCUAACGAACACCUUGCGUCCCAAUCUCACCGCUCCUUCGCCACCAUGAACCGGAACGACGACCCAAUCGAAGCUCUAUUCCAGCAGAAGCGCUCGCUCCGGUCCAGAAUGCGCAAAGAGCUCAGAAACAUGGACCCGGUUCGAAGAUCCGAAGAAGAUGCUGCAAUUCAGAGCAUUGUUGUAAAUAAUCCCUGGUUCAAAUCUAGCAAGAGUGUAUGUGCUUACAUUAGCUCCCCUGCUUUACGAGAAGUCGAUACGACAAGAAUUGUUUCAGAAAUUUUAUCCAAACCAGCCAAUGGGAGUGAUGUGCCGAACAGGAAAAAGCUUUAUGUUCCUCGUGUAGAGGAUAGGAAUAGCAAUAUGAGAAUGCUCAGGAUUUCCAGUGUUGAUGAUUUGAUUGUGAACUCAAUGAACAUUUUGGAACCAGCUCUUUCAGAUUCUGAGGGGAAGCAGCAUGAAGAUGAGGACCUGAAGGACCUAUUUGUUACAGUUAUGGAGGCAAGGGAUCCAGUUGACUUGUUCAUCCUACCUGGUGAUAUUUUUAACCCUGCUCAUAAUUAUUUAUAUUGUAUAGUUUUAUGUUGUCUCACUUCAAUCUUUAUUCUAGGGCUUGCAUUUGACAGAUGUGGAAGGCGUUUAGGCCGUAGUGGAGGCUACUAUGAUUUGUUCCUAAAGAAGUACCAAGAGCUUACAAAGGAACGAAAAUGGAAGGAGCCCCUUCGUGUUGCACUUUCAUAUUCUAUACAGAUCGUGGAGGAAGGAGCCAUAGCUGUCACUUCAAAUGAUGUUUCUGUGGAUGCUCUUGUAUCUCCAGCCGGUGUCAUUCCGAUAAGCCCUGCUGCUUGGGAGAGGAGCAUGGGUUAAACCUGGUACGGUUCAUCACAGUUGAUCAAUUUGUGUUUUGAAGAUGGAAUGUACGUAAAGUGGAUAAGAGUGGGAAUAUGGUUAGCUGCUUCAUGUGUCUUGGAAGAUAAUCUUGUCAACUACUAAGAACAAGCAAGGGGAUAUAGCCACCUUACUGCAGUCCUGUCUCAUUGCUAAUUGACUAAAUUUGGAGGUGCAUAAGGUAUAAGAACCUUGUUUUUGCUAGAUUAGUGCCCCUUGUAAUUUCUGAAUAUUUUGUUACAGAAGGAACACUAGAAGCAGGAUUUGUAUAUGUAUCUUUAACCAAGUUGUAUACUACUUUUAAGUAGCUUGAUAAAACUAACCAGCAUUUCCAAAA
Prunus persica (peach) is the source of this 1507-nucleotide messenger RNA. Its product is annotated as 5-formyltetrahydrofolate cyclo-ligase, mitochondrial. Gene Ontology annotation, biological process: folic acid-containing compound biosynthetic process; tetrahydrofolate interconversion. Gene Ontology annotation, molecular function: 5-formyltetrahydrofolate cyclo-ligase activity. The transcript is spliced from 8 exons. Gene Ontology annotation, cellular component: mitochondrion. NCBI's taxonomy places the organism in Eukaryota, Viridiplantae, Streptophyta, Magnoliopsida, Rosales, Rosaceae. The coding region runs from base 169 to 1149 and encodes 326 amino acids. The record is from RefSeq and is a predicted model, not a curated record.